This is a messenger RNA of Rangifer tarandus platyrhynchus (Svalbard reindeer), 909 nucleotides long. Lineage: Eukaryota; Metazoa; Chordata; Mammalia; Artiodactyla; Cervidae. The record is from the annotation of a GenBank genome assembly.
AUGCUGGCUUCGCGGAUGGCGCGCGCCUCUUGGGGGGCCCUGCGCGUCGCCGCGUGGGCACCGGGAGCGCGGCCGGGAAAGGGGCGCGCCCGCGGGGCUCUGCUCCCGCCCGCGCCCGGCUGCCUAGGUUUCCUGGCUGAGCGCUGGUGGCUGCGCCCGGCCGCGCUCGGCUUGCGGCUGCUUGGGGCUAACCCGCGAGCCCACUGUUCGGGCGUGGAGAAGGCAGCCCCCGGGCCCGCGACCGGCGAGGACGCUGCUGUUGAGGCCCGACGCGGCCAGUGGGGCCCGACGAGCGCCUCCAACCUGUAUGAAAACCCAUGGACAAUCCCAAAUAUGUUGUCAAUGACGAGGAUUGGCUUGGCCCCAGUUUUGGGCUAUUUGAUUAUCGAAGAAGAUUUUAAUAUUGCAUUAGGAGUUUUUGCUUUAGCUGGGCUAACUGACUUGUUGGAUGGAUUUAUUGCUCGAAACUGGGCCAGUCAGAAAUCAGCUUUGGGAAGUGCUCUUGAUCCACUUGCUGAUAAAAUACUUAUCAGUAUCUUAUAUAUUAGCUUGACCUAUGCAGAUCUUAUUCCAGUUCCACUUACUUAUAUGAUAAUUUCAAGAGAUGUAAUGUUGAUUGCUGCUGUUUUUUAUGUCAGAUAUCGAACUCUUCCAACACCGCGAACACUUUCUAAGUAUUUCAAUCCUUGUUAUGCCACUGCUAGGUUAAAACCAACCUUCAUCAGUAAGGUAAACACAGCAGUUCAGUUAAUCUUGGUGGCAGCUUCUUUGGCAGCUCCAGUUUUCAAUUAUGCUGACAGCAUUUACCUUCAGAUCCUGUGGUGUUUUACAGCUUUUACCACAGCCGCAUCAGCUUACAGUUAUUAUCAUUAUGGCCGGAAAACUGUCCAGGUGAUAAAAGGCAGAUGA